UCGUGGAGGCCCAGCGGGUUCCGGGUGACCCCAGGCCCCGGGCGUGGCGACGCCGGCUUGGCUGUAGGGUCCGAGCUCCCGGACUCGGCGCCCCAGGUGUCCGGGCUCCGGGCCCCUAGGCUGGCCGGCAUGAAGCUCCUGUGCGUGGUGGCUGCAGUCGGCUGGCUGCUGCCACCCCCCGCCCCCCCUCCGCCCCCGGCCCAGGCCAACGAGAGCUCCGAGGACUCGAGGAGCAAGUGCGUCUGCCCGCCGUACAGAGACGUCAGCGGGCACAUCUACAGCCAGAACGUGGCGCAGAAGGACUGCAGCUGCCUGCGCAUGGCGGAGCAGGCGCCGGUGGACGCGGAGGCCGACCACCUGCUGUACGAGUGCCACUACGAGGAGCGCAGCUCCGCCACCAUCAAGGUCACCACCAUCAUCUGCCUGUCGGGGGUGGGGGCCCUGCUGCUCUACACGGCCUUCCUGACGCUGGCGGACCCUCUGAUCCGGAAGCACGCCUACACCGAGCAGCUGCACAACGAGGAGGAGAGUGAGGACGCCUGCGCCAUGGCGGCCGCCGCCGUGGCCCCGCAGGGCGGCCCCCGAGCCAACACGGUGCUGGAGCGCGUGGAGGGUGCGCAGCAGCGCUGGAAGCUGCAAGUGCUGCAGCAGAGGAAGACCGUCUUCGACCGGCACAAGAUGCUCAGCUAGGCGGGCGCCAGCCGACGGAGCUGGGCCACGUCCCCCUCAGGCCGCCGUCCUGGUGUGCCCUGUGCAAGCACGUGGCCGGUCCCCUGUCUUCUCUGUCGCCACCGAUCGGCAGGCCAGUGGGGAGCGAGGCGUUCGGCGCUGCCCUCCGGCUCCCAGUGUCUGGAAGGCUCUUACCUCCGGAGGGCGGAGCAGGGCCGUCGCCACUCUGGGGGGACAGCCACCGGCCGUCAGCACGCCGGGACCCUGGCCCCUCCCCGCCAUGGUCCCCCACCGGGCGGGCAGAGCCGCUG
This is a messenger RNA of Pteronotus mesoamericanus, 980 nucleotides long. RefSeq names its product transmembrane protein 9 (gene TMEM9). Gene Ontology annotation, cellular component: lysosomal membrane. Lineage: Eukaryota; Metazoa; Chordata; Mammalia; Chiroptera; Mormoopidae. The record is from RefSeq and is a predicted model, not a curated record.